GAGGGCCUCUGGGGCGCGCGGCCCGGCAUGACGCACUGACGGCCUCUCUGCCGCGCCGGGCCGGCCGCCCGGCCUGCUCCGCCAUGGCGAGUGACAGCGGCGGGCUCUGCCGGCUCAGCGGGCCGAGCGCUAGCGAGCGCGAGCGCCAGUACUGUGAGCUGUGCGGGAAGAUGGAGAACCUGCUGCGCUGCGGCCGCUGCCGGAGCUCCUUCUACUGCUCCAAGGAGCACCAGCGCCGGGACUGGAAGAAGCACAAGCUUGUGUGCCAGAGCGGCGAGGCUGGGCCCAAAGGGGCUCCCGCGGCUGGGGGAGCGGCCCGGACAACGGCGGGGCCGCGCAGGGACGGCGCCGAUCCCGCGUCCGCGCCGGCCGCCGGGGACGCUGCCGGGGCCCCUCGCGGAGGCCGCCGAGACCUCGAGGCGCCCCCGGCCGGGCACUCACCGCGCCCGGAGCGCGCCCUGCUAAGCGCCGGGGAGGCGCUAAACCCUGGUGGCGGAGCCGGGGGACCGCGGCCCAACGGGCAAACGAAGCCGCUGCCUGCUCUGAAGCUGGCGCUGGAGUACAUCGUGCCGUGCAUGAACAAGCACGGCAUCUGCGUGGUGGACGACUUCCUGGGCCGCGAGACGGGGCAGCAGAUCGGCGACGAGGUGCGCGCACUGCACGACACCGGCAAGUUCACGGAUGGGCAGCUUGUCAGCCAAAAGAGUGACUCCUCCAAGGACAUCCGGGGCGACCAGAUCACCUGGGUGGAGGGCAAGGAGCCCGGCUGCGAAACCAUCGGGCUGCUUAUGAGCAACAUGGACGACCUCAUUCGCCACUGCAAUGGGAAGCUGGGCAGCUACAAGAUCAACGGGCGCACGAAGGCCAUGGUUGCUUGUUACCCAGGCAAUGGAACAGGUUAUGUUCGCCACGUGGAUAAUCCAAAUGAAGAUGGAAGAUGUGUGACAUGUAUAUAUUAUCUAAAUAAAGACUGGGAUGCCAAGGUAAGUGGAGGUAUACUUCGAAUAUUUCCAGAAGGCAAAGCCCAGUUUGCUGACAUUGAACCCAAAUUUGAUAGACUGCUGUUUUUCUGGUCUGACCGUCGCAACCCUCAUGAAGUACAACCAGCAUAUGCCACAAGGUACGCAAUAACUGUUUGGUAUUUUGAUGCAGAUGAGCGAGCACGAGCUAAAGUAAAAUAUCUAACAGGUGAAAAAGGUGUGAGGGUGGAACUCAAUAAGCCUUCAGAUUCGGUCAGUAAGGACGCCUAGCCUGGCUCGCGGCCCAGCAACACUCCUCACUGAACUCUGGGCGCUGCCUGUCAGCAUGUGAACAUGAAGGAUGGGCAAGGUGGCGGAGGGCCUGGCUGGUGCCCCAGGGCCAGGAGCAGCUUCCCACAUCUCAGCGAGCAGAGGACCCAUGCGCGGCCACUGGGAUCUGGGAUGGCUGACAGGAAGAGGAGACGCUCACGAAGGAAAACGGUUUUUCUAUCUGGACCUGAAAUAAGUGCCCUACAUAGAAUUUUUUCAUUCUUAUAUUUUGCCAGAUCUGUCAUCUAGCUGAGUUCAUUUCAUCUCUUUUUUAUAUCAAAUUUGAAUUUGGGGUAAUUUUUGUAUGAUUAGGUACAAUAUAUCAAAACUGAAUUGAGAAAAAAAUUACAGUAUUAUUCCUCAAAAUAACAUCAAUCUAUUUUUGUAAACUACUUCGUACUAUUAAAUUUUGCCCUAAAAGA
Messenger RNA from Octodon degus (degu), 1711 nucleotides. RefSeq names its product egl-9 family hypoxia inducible factor 1 (gene Egln1). Gene Ontology annotation, biological process: peptidyl-proline hydroxylation to 4-hydroxy-L-proline; cellular response to hypoxia. The transcript is spliced from 5 exons. The record is from RefSeq and is a predicted model, not a curated record. Lineage: Eukaryota; Metazoa; Chordata; Mammalia; Rodentia; Octodontidae. Bases 84 to 1250 code for a protein of 388 amino acids. Gene Ontology annotation, molecular function: ferrous iron binding; L-ascorbic acid binding; peptidyl-proline 4-dioxygenase activity. Gene Ontology annotation, cellular component: nucleus; cytoplasm.